AAACCACUCACAUACACACCAGCGACAAACGAAAAGCAGACAACACACGCACGGGAUCCAGACAGAGGUACGAAAAGUGUUGGCAAUCGAGUCCUGACGAUCCUUUUUUUGCGCCCCGCCAGCUGCUCGUUUUGCUGGAAGUCUGCGAUUGCCGAAUUCGAGGGUGGUUUGUGCAGGUUAAGUCCGUACGGAAGGGAAUAGGCCACGGUCGUAUCGCCACCACACCAACCACCUACAUCAACCAGUGUCAUAUUGUUGUGAAAAAACGCAAAGAAGAAAAAAACACACACACACAUUGUGAUAUCGUGUGGUGAGGUGGGGGGAAAACAGUCCCCAAAACGACGGCGUUUGUGUAAAUCCCUCUGAUACCCGCGGGGGACGAACAGGAACAGGCAGCAAAACAAAGGGCAACCAGCAUAAAGCAUGAGAGCACAACGACGACACAACGGCUGCGGGAACAAUCGAGUAACGAAGGCUGUCGUCGUUGUCGUCGGAUCGCAGUUGGCUGGUCCGCUUUGCUGCCAGUGAAAUUGGCAUUCCGCCUGCUCGAGGUAACCCACGCAAAACGCAAUUAAGCAUUAACAGAUCCAGCCGUGACGACGCUUGCUAGGGUUUUUUGUCUGCCACUUUCGGUCUCGGUUGCUCCAAAUCUCCAGUGUUUGAGUGCGUGUGUUGAGGAGAAACAACCCGUUCCCGUCCAGCUGAAUAUACUGAGCGCCACUGUCGAGUGUGUUUUGCUCCCAGCGCUGUUUCAAUUCUUGCCUUUGCCGUGCAUUUAGUCGGGCCUGAAACAACCCAGUGCAUAGGUUCAUCCGUAUCCGUGUUCCGUCAUAAACCCGCGUGUAUGCUGGUCGCGCACGCCUGCGUGAGGUGCUGCAUGGUGUGAUGUUCUCAAACGGGCUUCCGUGCAAUCUAACAUUUCCCAGCUGUCUCGGUGUGCCAAAGGAUAGUGGAAGCGACGAGCUGCUGCCGACCAGCAUGGGAAGCCGCGAACCGGUCAUCCUCAACGUGUACGACAUGUACUGGAUCAACGAGUACACCACCUCGAUCGGGCUCGGUGUGUUCCACUCCGGGGUGGAAGUGUUCGGGACGGAGUUUGCCUACGGUGGCCAUCCGUUUCCGUUUACCGGCGUGUUCGAAAUAUCGCCCCGCGAUCACGACGAGCUCGGUGAUCAGUUUCGGUUUCGGCAAAGCAUUCAGAUUGGCUGCACAGAUUUUACCGAGGAGGAGGUGCGGCGUAUCGUGGAAGAGCUGGGCAACCAGUUCCGGGGCGACCGGUACCAUCUGAUGAACAACAACUGUAACCAUUUUUCCGGCGCAUUGACACAGAUCCUUUGCGGACAGGAAAUACCCAGCUGGGUGAACCGGUUAGCACACUUUAGCUCGUGCGUACCCUUCCUUCAACGCUGCUUACCAAAAGAAUGGCUAACGCCGAAUGCCUUACAACAAUCGAUAACCGCCAUACAGGAUCGCGACUCCGACUCGAGCCCCUUCUGAGAGUAGCUGGACCGAUUCGGCGCGUAAUGACGAUACCUCUCCCUUCACUACUGUAAUGUCUACCUUAAAAAACACAAACAUACACACACUACCACUACCAUCUCCAACUACCGCUGGAAAAGGGCAGACUACUGCCAACCAAUUGUCACCAGAACCAGCCCCGGUGCUGCAGUGUCCGUUAAACCGUUUUUCUUUACUGUUUCCCUCUGUUUACUUACCUUUUAGCUACUUACGGCGGGACUGGUCACGCCAGUUUAAACUUUUCACCCUUAAACUAAAUUAAAAAAGUGUCAGCAAAACAAUCUUCCACCGAUGGACGAUCGCCGGCCGAUCGAUUGGUGAUGGAACCGGAAACGGCUGUGGGGGGUGACGCGUUGCACAGAAUUUUACGGCCUACGUUUAGCGAUCGCAGCAGAAAAUUUGGUGGAAAAUGUGUGCUGUUUUCCUCAGCUAGAGAAGAUGUUCGGUUUUUCUUUCUUUACUGUAGCAAAACAUAAAUGCACCGAACGAGUAAGCGAAAAACGAUAGAUCAAACACACACACGGUACUGGAGAUUAAUUGUAAUUUGUGUUUUCCAUUGCGAUCGGUAUAGAUUUUAGAGGAAACGAGGAGUGAGAAUAAGUUUGUUCUUUUUAUUAUUAUUUAUUCCACACACUGGCGAAAAAAAACAGAGUUUUUCUGCUCUAAACGAUUAAAAUUAGGGCGAUUUUACCCAAACAUAGCUGACCCGUACGGUGCAACUCGUUCAAACCAUCACAAAAUAAGUUUUAAAAAAUCAACCAAACAACCGUCUUCGAGCUAAGUCGUAAUCCUGUCGAACCGCGUUUUCUGCAACAAUCGAGGCAUCGUUUACAAAACUGAAAAAGCUAGGAUUAUUUAACAAAAAGAAGAAGAUAUUAUUUUGAUUCUCACACUUACUUUUAACCGGAAAACGAAUAGAAAAAACUGCACCACCACCCCCCAAACAUCAACCCAUAGUAGAGUAGUGUGAAAUAUGCGUGUGUGGUUGCGUGCGUGUGUAGUAGUUCCAACCGGUCGGGACUAGAUGAGUAAAGCUUUAUUACGGUGGCAAGCCACUAACCUACUCCCCCAAAAUUCGUUAACAUAAGAGAGAGAAAGAGAGAGAGAAAUUGCAACCAAUAGACCCCCGAGGUUGGUGAACAUGUUCUGAGAUAUAAGGAUUAAAACGGUAGGGAAGAUAAAUCGGCAUCGAGAGUAGCAAAGUGGUUAACUUGGGCCGUGUGCCGGGUUCCUACAUCCAGCCCCAGGCCCCAGAAUCUAUUUAGCAAAGUAAACUUAACGAACUUUAUAGAGUGAAUCAGUUAGUUGUACGCGUGGUACGGGUACUAAAUGGGCAUGUGUUACACUUUCGGUAGAGCGGCGAUGAUCGCGAUGACAGAUAAUAAUCGUUAACCUGAGAUUAAAUUAAUUGACUAUUGCGCGGAUAUUACGCGCGCGUACCGUUGUGAAACAGUGAACAGAUUUAGAGUUUAUCGGAGUAAAACGUGUGGACACCAUUAUUGCUACUAAAACAUCAAAUACUACUACUACUACUACUAUUACCACUACUACCAACACUACUAGUACUAAAAAAAAAGAACAACAAACUAUUGUGUUUGUUAGAUGCUGAAGAUCUUCGUCUCGAACCCGUCGAACCCGUUGAGCACAGGUGGUUAAGGUUUUGCCAUAGGAUUUAAGCUGUGUCAGUGCGGGGGAUGAAUGGAAAGGGGAAGUUACUCAUGCUAUGCACUUGCAGGGUGCACAAAUCGCCAAGAGAUAAUGGUGUGCAGAGACAGACUGGCCGAGAAGUAUUACGAAUCUACCGAACGUUCACACCAAAAUUAGUUGACACGGUUAGGCGCGGUUUUUUUUCGGUUUUUCGGAAUCCACUUUUUGACUUCGGUUUUGACCCGCUCCCCGGGCAACUUUUACCGCCAGAUUGGAUACGGAGGGGCCGCUACUGGAGGCCGUGUGUUCAAGGAUAUUACACAGUACAUCAAACACAAUCAAGUACCGAGUAGUUUGUAGCGUGCGCGUCGAAGAGGACUGGCAAUCACUGGCUGGUUAGUGUUUUGUUUAUCGUUUUGUUUGGUGAAACUGAUAUUCAGUUAUGUUUGCCGAGUGGGUGUGUUCCUCGGGGAGAAGAUCACUGUUAAUACACCACCACGUGGACGCGCAACCGGGGGUAAGCACCCCAGCAUCCCCGGAGCUGAACAUUCAAUGCCGCGCUCUCUUUCUCUUCCUCUAAAACUAUAGAGCCUAGCAGCAGAUACCUACUCAUAAGUGAGAAAAAAACAGAAAAAAUGGUAAAACGAGGAAGCAGGCAUUAAGAAACACUCAAAAACGAAGUAAACUAAAUCGAACAAAUGUAUAAUUAAUGAAUAAAAACAAACAGAUGCAGUUAAGGAA
Messenger RNA from Anopheles arabiensis, 3906 nucleotides. Its product is annotated as deubiquitinase DESI2. The record is from RefSeq and is a predicted model, not a curated record. The transcript has 6 exons. Gene Ontology annotation, molecular function: deubiquitinase activity. NCBI's taxonomy places the organism in Eukaryota, Metazoa, Arthropoda, Insecta, Diptera, Culicidae. Bases 886 to 1497 code for a protein of 203 amino acids. Gene Ontology annotation, biological process: protein deubiquitination.